GCUUUGAUCGAUCGAGUCGAUUCUCCCGCAGAGCUUGAGAGAGAUCGGAGGCGAUGGGAGGCGGCAGCAUGGGGAUCCGCGCGGCCGCCAGGGCCGCCUUCAUCAGCGGCUACCGCUCCGCCUCAAACGCCCGCCGCUCCGCCCUGCCCUCCUCCUCCUCCGCCGCCGCGGCCGACACCCGCCCCGCGUCCACGGCCACCACCUUCGACGAUUGGUACAUCCCCGACCGCGAGGUGUUCGGCCCCGUGCCCUCCCACGAGGAGGCCAUGGCCGCCACCCUCGACCUCAGGGACGCCUUCGAGAUCGCCAAGAUUGAUUCCCAUGGUGGCCGCCUGGAUAUCUCCAAGACACAUAUCUCCCAUGAUGGCCUUGAUGAUCCCACAAAGGUUGCUCAGGAAACAUUUCAGGAUCAUCUCCAUUCAGAAGCAUCUAAGCAUGAAGAGCAGCAUGACAGUUUAUCCGUUGCCUCUGGAUCCUCCUCUGCACGUGUUAUUGAAGCCUUCACCAUGCUACACGAGAGUCCUGAAGCUCAGGAUGUUGUUGCUUCGCUUGCUUCUGAUAAGAAUGUCUGGGAAGCUGUGAUGAAGAAUAAGAAACUUGUGGAGUUUUACAAGACAAACCUCAGCGAGUCAUCAAGUGUCACUGACGAAGCUGAGCUGAGCGACGCCGAGAGCUCGCAGAGCAGCAAUGGUGUCGUCUCGCCGGGAGACGCAUUCAGUGAUUACAUUCAGAUGAUGAAGGCGUUCGUGUCGGAGAUGGUGACGAAUCUUUCGAGCAUAAUGCAGGACCUGGUGGCCACGGCGGACGAGGGCCAGAGCAAGGGGAUGUUGAAGACCCUAAUCAUCAACACCAAGAAGGAUUUCACAAAUGGCCCGUCGUCCUUCGUGCUCCUGGCCAUCGCGUCUAUUCUGGUCGUUUUGCUCAAGCGUGCGUAGUUUUCAAUAAAAGUAAGGAGCUGGCAGAGUGGUUGUUCGGAGUUUAGUUUCGUUUCAGCUUUUUGAGCCAGACAGGAUUUCAUCUUCUUUUUCUACUUUUUAGUUCAUCAAAUGGUCGAUUCUACGCGCUGUACAGGUCGACGUUAAGUCCUUUCAAGGGUUUAUCUGGUGGCUGUGUGUUCACCUUUGGUGAACAUGUUCUGCAAGAUGGAUAAUAUGAUAGAGUUUAGUUUUCUUUUGGACUCGUGAUAAAUUUAGUUGUUACUGCAACUUUCUAUGA
Messenger RNA from Aegilops tauschii subsp. strangulata, 1215 nucleotides. RefSeq lists its product as uncharacterized. NCBI's taxonomy places the organism in Eukaryota, Viridiplantae, Streptophyta, Magnoliopsida, Poales, Poaceae. The record is from RefSeq and is a predicted model, not a curated record.